CACAAAGCGGCGGGUGAGGGGAGGCUUCGCAGGCGUGCACUGAGCAGUGAGAUCACUGGCGUUAUAAAUAUCCCAGUGCCAGCGCCGAGAUCCGUUCGGGUGGCCUCUCUCCCCCGCCUCCCUCUCUCUUCCCCGAGGCUAUGUCCACCCGGGGCGGCGAGGGGGGCAGCGCCAGAGGCACGCAGCCGCGCGGGGGCUACGGAGCCCGGAGCCAGCCCUACAAGAUGCACUUCGGACCCCCGCGCCUGGAAGAAUGAGCUUGUCCUUCCUCCUCCUCCUCCUCCUCAGCCACCUGAUCCUCUGCGCCUGGGCUCCCGGGGAGAAGCGCCUCGCCUCCAAAGGGCAACCAGGACCGGCCGCCACGGGUAGGAACGCGGGAGGCGCCAGCAGCCGCCAGAGCAGCAGUAGCGCGACGUCUUCCUCCGCUUCCUCCGCCGCCUCCUCCCCCGCGGCUCCGCCGGGCGGCCCGGGAAGCGGCUCGGAGCAGAGCAGCUUUCAGUGGAGCCCCUCGGGGCGCCGGACCGGCAGCCUGUACUGCAGAGUGGGCAUCGGUUUCCAUCUGCAGAUCUACCCGGAUGGCAAAGUCAAUGGCUCCCACGAAGCCAAUAUGUUAAGUAUUUUGGAAAUAUUUGCUGUGUCUCAGGGGAUUGUAGGAAUACGAGGAGUUUUCAGCAACAAAUUUUUAGCGAUGUCAAAAAAAGGAAAACUCCAUGCAAGUGCCAGAUUUACAGACGACUGCAAGUUCAGGGAACGAUUUCAAGAAAACAGCUAUAAUACCUAUGCCUCGGCAAUACACAGGACUGAAAAAACCGGGCGCGAGUGGUACGUGGCCCUGAACAAGCGGGGGAAGGCCAAGCGGGGCUGCAGCCCCCGGGUGAAACCCCAGCACGUCUCUACCCACUUUCUGCCCAGAUUCAGGCAGUCGGAGCAGCCCGAACUUUCCUUCACAGUCACUGUUCCUGAAAAGAAAAAGCCACCCAGCGCCGCCGUCAAGCCAAAGGGUCCCCUCGCCGCCCCGCGGAGAAGCCCCAACACGGUCAAGUACAGACUCAAGUUCCGCUUCGGCUAAGAGUCACCUGGGCCUCGGGAGAGCCACGCCUUCCCCGCAGGAGCCCCCGGAGGGUCGUCCGUGCUGGGAGCCUUAGUCUGGGGCGCAGCUUCGGCUCCGCGACACUGGACUGAAGUCAGGUCGUUUGUUUCAGCUUGACUGGAACAAACACGUUUUCGAUGGGAACCGGACUGGAAUCGUUUGGACCUACGUAGGGAGUGCGCUGCUUCCGACGUGAAUGAAGCCUUUUGCUUUAGGCUCUGUGCACACCGACCGGGACUUGGUUUCCAGAAAGUUGAAUGGUGGGGGCUGUGUAUUUUUCUGACGUUUACAGAUCACUCGGGAAACAAAAACAAAAACAAAAACCCAUCCAUGAUACAUUUUUAUUUUUGGUUUCCAAAGGAUAUUUUGAUGCAGAUAAAAAUAUUUUAUUAACCUUCGUUUUUGUUUUUUAAGUACCUCUGCAUUGAGCAUAUUUUCUUACUUUUACUAUUUUUAAUUAAUAAGACAUAAAACCAUUUAAAUGCAGCUUAUGAAUUAUAAAUGUGUUUAUAGCCCAUUUGUAACGUGGAUUUCUUUUUCAUUUUUCUUAUUCAUUGCACUUUUAAUUUUUAUUAUGUUUUUUUUUUUAACCAUACCUCAGAUUAUAUAAGUUUAGUCCUACAUCUUAAAAUGUUUAAAUUCUCUGGAACAGCACCAAAGGCUCCACUUGGGGUGUGUGUGUGUGUGUGUGUGUGUGUAAAUUCAUGAUAUUAUAUGGAAUCCUAUUUCUUUAGUGGCUGGGCUAUAACGGGUUAGAAGUAAGGAGAAAAUACAAGGGUUUCUGGUGGAAGUAAAAGCUGGAGACAAGGAAAAGGACAGCGGUCCAAGGAGACCGAGGGCGCGGCAACCCUGGCAUGGAAUCCUGUGCGGGCUUCUGGUCUCUUCUUGUGCCCCCUCCCCCCCCUUCUGUAACAGCUGGAUGAAUACAUACAUAUUCUUCUGUCCGUCAGGCAUCCGCUCUGAAACCACAGUGCUUCAAAUACCUCUUCCAUGACCCUGGGCCAAACCGACUGCGAAGAUCCACAGGGAGCGACCCACUUCGUGCAAAACACAGAAAACCGGAGGAGACCGAGCGGGCAACGUCGCCCAUGUCGCGGCCACUGUCCAGAACAUGCCUAUUACGCAGGCAAACGCUCUGAGCGUUUCCUGCCCUGAAGGCAGCCAUCCCAGGGACUAGACCUGCCUUUUUAGGAAGGAGAUUUCUGAUGCAUCAUUUUAAAAAGUUGGCCGUGCGACGUGGGCAGCUUAAUUUGGGAAUUUGAUGAGCUGAAAAUGGCACUUAAUUGUCAAUCCAAACAUUGAAUAUUGGGCGUAAGUUAUAGAAAAUUUAGCUUAAGGAACUCACAAUGUAUUUUCUUGGCUAAUCAUUUUUAUGGAGUUCUAUGAAAUAUAUGUUUAUCUUCAGAAAUGCGGCAAUAAAAACAGGAAAGCUAA
Molecule: messenger RNA, 2524 nt
Organism: Sus scrofa (pig)
Lineage: Eukaryota; Metazoa; Chordata; Mammalia; Artiodactyla; Suidae
Gene: FGF5
Product: fibroblast growth factor 5
Molecular function (GO): growth factor activity
Source: RefSeq, a predicted model, not a curated record